Messenger RNA from Penicillium argentinense, 3327 nucleotides. RefSeq lists its product as uncharacterized. The transcript has 10 exons. NCBI's taxonomy places the organism in Eukaryota, Fungi, Ascomycota, Eurotiomycetes, Eurotiales, Aspergillaceae. Gene Ontology annotation, molecular function: voltage-gated chloride channel activity. Gene Ontology annotation, biological process: chloride transport; transmembrane transport. Gene Ontology annotation, cellular component: early endosome; Golgi apparatus; membrane. Bases 1 to 3327 code for a protein of 1108 amino acids. The record is from RefSeq and is a predicted model, not a curated record.
AUGUCAAUGACUGAUCAGGGCUCCGGGAAUUCCGAUGAGCCCCGAGCGGCACACCAAGAACCCGAACAAGAUAUCGGCCUCUCUGUGCCUCAGGAAGUCCAUCGCGGAGCAGAGGGGCUCAACGAGCCGAUAUCUUUCAAGCGCAAACCCAGGCGACAGUCACGGUUCAGUCUCUCGAGUCUAUUUUCGAAUACCGCAGGCGGUUCGGACACGACCUUCGGCUUCGCAGCGACAGGAACCCAGGGUGGACAAAAUGGAGACGCUUCGCCUUUGGAUCCUUAUGGACCGCUAGGGCCCAGUGCAGACACAAAUGCCUCCAAGGACGGUGCGCCCUUAGACUGGUAUGUGGAAGGCCCAGGUCGUCGCGUCGGUUAUGACGACUUUACUGCCAUCGAUUGGAUAUACGAAUACACCAAAGAACGCCAACGAAAGAGACUCCUCUAUUCCAGUGGACAAGGUUUCAUGGGACAUGUUCUUCGACUUCUCGAUGCCAGUAACGUCUGGCUGGUUUUGGUUGCGACUGGUAUUGCAGUUGGAAUCAUCGCCGCCGCAAUUGACAUUGCGACAGACUGGCUGGGUGAUCUAAAAACCGGCUAUUGCAAGAAUGGCCAAGGUGGUGGCAGAUUCUAUCUGAACAGGAGCUUUUGCUGUUGGGGUCUAGACGAUCAAUCCAAAUGCUUGGAUUGGACACCAUGGGGCAAUGCAUUGGGCGCAUCCUCCGCAGGCGGAAAAUACACUGUGGAAUACCUCUUCUUCAUUGUCUUUUCGGUGCUGUUUGCUGUCUGCGCCUGCGUGCUGGUCCGGAAGUUUGCCAUUUAUGCAAGACAUAGUGGAAUACCCGAAAUCAAGACGGUACUUGGCGGAACUGUAAUCCGACACUUUAUGGGUCCGUGGACGCUUGCGAUCAAAUCGCUCGGACUGUGUUUAUCCGUGGCGUCCGGACUCUGGCUAGGAAAGGAAGGUCCGCUGGUACAUGUUGCAUGCUGCUGCGCCAAUAUCAUGAUGAAGCCUUUUGACAGUCUGAACGGCAACGAAGCUCGGAAACGCGAGGUUCUAUCUGCCGCAGCUGCGGCCGGCAUCUCGGUUGCAUUCGGGGCCCCUAUUGGGGGUGUCCUUUUCAGUCUCGAGCAACUUUCCUAUUAUUUCCCCGACAAAACCAUGUGGCAAAGCUUUGUUUGUGCUAUGGUGGCGGCAGUCACCUUGCAAGCUCUAAACCCCUUCCGAACAGGAAAGAUCGUCCUCUACCAAGUCACUUACACUCGGGGAUGGCACCGCUUUGAGGUUAUCCCAUUCAUCAUACUUGGUAUUGUGGGUGGUCUAUUCGGUGCAUUCCUCAUUCGUUUGAAUGUCAAAAUCGCUAAAUGGCGGCGAUCUCGGACGUCUUCGAAGCCAGUACUUGAAGUGGCCAUAGUUGCGCUUCUGACGGCUUUGAUUAACUUUCCAAAUCACUUCAUGAGAGCUCAAAACUCCGAGCUAGUUCAGUCCCUGUUUUCUGAGUGCAACAGCGAAACGUACGACCGCUUUGGUCUUUGCGUGACUGGGACGAAGGCAUUUGGAGUUGUCGCUUUCCUGUUAGUCGCCGCCGUUCUGGCCUUCUUUCUCGCCUCUUUGACCUUUGGGCUCGACAUUCCGGCCGGCAUCAUUUUGCCCUCUGUGGCGAUUGGUGCUCUGUAUGGACGCGCUCUGGGAAUCCUUGUCCGCAUGUGGCAGGAAGCGUAUCCCAAAGCCAUCCUCUUCAGCAAGUGUGAGCCUGACAUUCCAUGCGUAACUCCUGGUCUAUACGCUAUCAUUGGUGCAGCUUCUGCACUCGGUGGAGCGACUCGGAUGACCCUGUCGAUCGUGGUCAUCAUGUUUGAAUUGACCGGAGCACUUACCUAUGUUAUUCCGAUCAUGAUUGCGGUAAUGCUUUCGAAGUGGUGCGGCGACAUUUUCGGCAAGCGUGGUAUCUACGAAUCAUGGAUCCAACUCAAUGAGUACCCUUUUCUGGAUCACCGAGAUGAUACCACUCCUCCGGAUGUGCCUGCUCGUCGGGUCAUGACCACCGUCGAUGAUGUCUCGGUGAUUACUGCCACCGGUCAUACCAUUGGCUCACUUCGUAGUAUGCUGGCCAACUCCACCUACCGAGGGUUCCCAGUUAUUUCCGAGACUUCGACGCCCACUCUCCUCGGGUACAUUACACGCAACGAACUUUCUUAUGCUUUGAAAUACUCGACUUCACCUACGAACCGCAACCUCACCGGCGAAGCUCAGGUAUUUUUCACACACCAGCCAUUCGCUGACCCCGUAGAGACGCUUGAUCUCCGGCCAUGGAUGGACCAAACUCCUAUCACCCUAAACAGCAACAUCAGCUUUUUGAUUGUGCUACGAAUGUUCCAGAGGCUGGGUCUUCGCUACGUGCUUUUCGCCAACAAGGGGAUUUUGCAAGGCUUGCUGACCAAAAAGGAUGUUUGGUCAGUCCUCAACGGUGUAGAGUUUCGACGACAAGAAGCUCUCCGAGGUGACCAGUUCCAGGAAAGCCAUCACGGAGCUGAAGAGGAGGGCCUACUCCACGCCGAGGACAGGAGUAGUCUCAGCAGUGUCCUAGACCCAAUAGACUUGCUUUUUCUAAUGAUGAUCGAUCCAUUUGAGGUGCGCAUGCGCUUCACAGCUCAACUCCAACACCUCAGCGCCUCGGUCGCGUCGUCGCAGAAGGCCGCGCAAUAUGCUCUCAAAUACCGUGAUCUGGACGAAGAUCUUCAUUCAUGCGUUCUGGAACAGAUUGAGAGGAACAACAUGAACAACCGGGCGAACAUCAUGUCCUUUAUCGAACACUUUUGCGAAAUGGCGAUCAAAGAGAACCAUCUUCCUUACGUCCGCAUGAUGCAGCGUGAUAUCCUUCGAGUCGUCGAUGCAGUUGUGCCUCCCGAUGGAACUGGGGCAGCCAACGUCAAGCAUGUUCGUCGUGUGUUGACCAACAUGCAGAGCAAGGAAAUUUUGUCCGUCGAAACCGUUACCGAGAUUGAUGCGGCCCUCAAAGAUCGUGAUACACAUCCCGGCCAUCUUGAUUUUGAAGAAGAAGAGGGGCCAGAAUAUAGCGCUCGCUCUAGGACCGGGACCCCACGCAAUCCCAAAGCCCCCGGAAUGCGCGUUGAUAAGCGACAAAUCGAACAGCGGAUCGAGGAGGACCGUGAGCGCAACAAACGCCUGCGAGAGAACAUGUGGGCUGUCCAAGGGGAUGACAUUUCAGAGUUCAAGAAACAACAGGACGAGUUGAGCGACAUUGGGGAAGAUGAUUUUAUCAACGCGAAAGAGGAGGUUGCGGAGCGUGCCAUUGGCGAUGCCAUCUAA